AUGCAAGUAACGUAUAAAACGCUACGUAACAAUAUCCCGCAUACAGCAAAAACAGCAACUCAACGACAACCAGCAAUUCAUCAACACGGGCAACAGCAAGAAGAGAAGAAACAUCAACAAGAAGAUCAGAAACAAAUGGCAUUGAGUUUGCAGAAUUUGUUAUUAUCAAGUUUAACACCCUCACCGACAUCAGAACUCCAAUCGUUUUGCGAAUUACUACCCUUCACUGGUGAGGUUGGUCAAAAUGUAGUCCAUUGGCUUAUGGCUUUCAAUGAAGCCUGGUCAACAGCUGGCAUUGACGAAGAUCAACAUCGAUUAUGGCUUCGGUUCAAAUUACAAAUCCACAAUCCGCAACACCAAUUCAGUGAAGCUGCACCUGCCACUGAGCACACCUUAUUAAUCAAUCAAAGACGAAGCCAUGAAAAUGGUAACUUUUUAACUGCACUAGUAUUCAAUGUCGCUGAUACAGCGCCAAAUAUUGUGGAGAAAAUAACAAACCUAUUUACAACCAAUAAUGAUGAGAAAAUUGAAGAUCAUAAGAAAGAAGACUCCAAUAACGCCGAACAAAAUACCAUUGAUGUUAAGCAAGAUGCUGAAGAACAUGGAGAAGAAACACGCGGUUAUACAUUUGACGAAAGAUAA
Molecule: messenger RNA, 642 nt
Organism: Didymodactylos carnosus
Lineage: Eukaryota; Metazoa; Rotifera; Eurotatoria; Philodinida; Philodinidae
Source: the annotation of a GenBank genome assembly